AAGUUUAUGGAAUUUCCAUCACGGAGUAGGCAAGCGGUAGAUUUUUUGGUUUCUGUUUAUUUUUAAACAUAUAAUAUGAAGAAAGAUAUUGUUUUCAUAUUUUUAGCUAUAAUGCAAUUCCACCAAAACUCAGCAAGACAAACUACCACUAUGAAAAUAAGCGAUCGAAUAGUCAUAUUAAAAAAACAAAUACGAAACAGCCUUCGAAACCCAUCACCACACGAGCCAAUCCCAUCGUACUACGAAUCCGAGGAAAACGCGCCUAUAAAACCUAUCCUAGACGACGACGAAUUAAAGAAAGACGAUAAAUUCAAAUUAGCCAAAAUCAAAAGUAUCCCCACUACGGUUACAACCAAACUUCCACUCAGGACAAGAACGACUAAAAACAGCGUAAGCGGAAGACUAUUUAACAUACUGAAACAAUACAGCAUUAUUACAAAAGAUAGUUCAGCACCAAACGAUUUUAAAGAACUCGGCCAUUUUAUCCCAGUAACCAGACCUAAUAAUACAUUGACUACUAAAUUAGGCUUCAACAUUUUCUAUAGAAGGUAUGACAUGGAUAUGUUGUCGGAUGCGCAAGAAUGGACGCAUUGCAAUGAGCAUAUUACGCCGUAUUUAAAAGGGGCUAAGAAGGAGUUGGGAAGACCGAAGAAGAUUAUGCAGAAAGACCAUAUUGUACACCGACUGAUCAAUCUUAUUCGAGCCAACGUGACUAAAAUGACUCGCGCCGAGAAGAAGACCACUAUGUACCAGAUCAGCAAGCUGAAGAUCCGACUGUACUCCUGGCAUCUCGACGCCCUCAUGGACCUGACAACCCUUAUUGCCAGGUUGCACGGACGGAGUUAUAAAGUAGAUUUCUUAGCCAUCAAACGAGGGUUGAUGAAUAUGAUGGCGGGGUGGCAGGCGGACCUGUCCAACACCACCAUACUGCUGCGGCAGGCGAAGGUGUUCCGGCCGCCAUGUAUACCACGGGGCGAGCAAGGGUCCUCCAAGUUCGUCCGCGGCAGCACCCUCAGCUCCGCGACCUCCCCGGCGCGCUUCGCCGACAUCGAGUGUCGGCGCCGAAAUGCCGACGACGUUUGUGUGUAAUGACGUUAUGAUAUUUUUUUUAUUUAAAUAAAUAAUUUAACAUACAUUUUU
Molecule: messenger RNA, 1140 nt
Organism: Cydia pomonella (codling moth)
Lineage: Eukaryota; Metazoa; Arthropoda; Insecta; Lepidoptera; Tortricidae
Exons: 5
Coding region: 76-1089 (337 amino acids)
Source: RefSeq, a predicted model, not a curated record